AAGUAUUAAAAUUUAAUUUAAUAUUUAAAUAAAUUACAAAUAAACUGUUUGUUUUGAAUCUAUUUAUUUCCUUGAAAUAGUUGAAAUCAUAUAUACAGUAGACGCUCUCUUAACCGACCAUGACGGGAGCUGCCCAUAGGUCGGAUAAUCAAAAAGUUGGUUAAACCGAAAAUCUUUAAAACCACCCUCAGAAAGACAUUACAUAUGUAACUCUAUUAAAAAUAUAUAUAUUUUAUGAUCUAUAAACAAAAAAGUAGUAUGUACAUAUAGUCCAUCCGCUAUAACUUUUCCCAUGGGUCACGAUUCAUUUUUAAACAAAUUAAGUCAAAAUAUAAAGUGAAACGAAUGUCGAUGUGUAUAUACAUAUGUAAUUAACAAUAUCACUCACAAGACAAAUUAUGAAACUUGUAUGACCUCUAAUCUAAAAAUAGUAUCAUCCAAAAAGGUGUAGGGUCGGUCGGUUAAGAGGGCGUCUACUCUAAGUAUAACUUACAUACAUAAAAGUACACACACUAUUUUUUAAUCCAUGUUUAAACACUGGUUAUGUCACUAGUAUUAAAAGAGGCACCUAAACACAUUUUGCAAAUUAUCACAAAAACUAAUCUUGUAAGUAACAGACCAGUUUAGCCCCAGCAUCCUCAUCUGAUCUUCCCCCUUUUCUAGCAACAGUUUAUGCCUGGGAGAAUCCACCUGCAGAAUAACUGAUAAAUGCUUAUACUUUUCAUUAACAAUAACCAUACUAACUCCUUCCACGCUAUGUAUUCUGCUUUACUAUUUUGACCAGCUUCUUAUCUUAUUCCCAGUAUCUUCCACACAUCCGAACCUAAAUGACUUAAACUCAUACUCUCACCUUUUCUAUAGAAUUAUCACAAUACCGUUUUAGCUUUUUAAGAAGCAAUUGAUAUUUUUACAUAAUCAGUGUGAAACCAAUUAUUGCAAGCUCCACUGCAGCCCAUCCAUAAUGAGACCAGAAUUUUGUUUACAUGAUUUGGUUCAGAUUCAUUUAGUUUCUGUUAUGAAUUAACGUCUUUUUUCUCCGAAUCAAUAUUGCACUAUCUAUAGGCACUUCAGACUUUCUCAAAACAAGCAGUUCUAAUAAAAGAACAUAACAUUAAUUUAAUCAAAAUAUAAUUUUGCAUUUUCUAUUUUUUGCAAUGUUUCUAUAUAACCUCAAUCUUCUUUUUACAAACUGACAGUUAUGUAAAAUUUAUAUUUUUGUGUGCGACUAGGGCAACCAGUGAUCACUGAGGGCGGCCAUAUUUUGCUCUGGUUUCCGGGCUUGGCUACACUCUCCCUGGACGCACUCUGACAGCCGGGACAGCGACAAAAUUUAUUUUGUUUUUGUCUUAGACAAGGAAAGAGAGUUUUUGUCUUAGACAAGGAAAGUCUCUUUUUUCCUUGUCUAAGGUUUUUGUUACAAAUUUAGGUUAUGUUAUGACAAUGACAACACAAAUAGACAGGGAAGCUUUUUUUCUUACAUUGCAGAAAAAUCUAUUAAAUUUUUGUAAACUAUUACCGUCUCAUGUCGAUAAAUGGCGAAAUUUAUUAAAUGAAGCAGAAAAACCUGUACAAGCACUGGUUAAUUUCUCUGAACAGUUGAGACACGUGGAGAAGGCUAAUAUAAGUUACUUAGAGGAUUUCAAAGUUUUACAGGACAAACUUAUGUACAAGAUAUUCUCAGAGAUAGAAGAUGAAAUAGCAUCCAUCAGAGGAAUCAUAGAUCGUUUGCACACAGCCAACCAAGAAGUGAAAAACAAAUUAUCCAUAUUAGAAAAAUCUACAGUAGACUUGGACUGGGAUGAGGAGACACCAUUAAUUAGGGGAACAGCGUUUCAGCCUCCUCUUUCUAGAAUUCUACAGGAGGGAUACAAUUAUGUAUUGUUCUUUACAUCAGCUCUAAAAUCUUUUAAUGAUAAUAUGAAAGUGUUAAAUAUCCGAAAUGAACAUUUUAUGAAAAUUUUUGAAAAUAAGUUCAAAAUAGAUUUAGAAAGUAAAGUUGUUAUUAAUUAUUUAGCAAUUGUUCAAUAUAUAGGCAACGAGAAAGCUGCAGUAUAAGGUUUUUUAUCAACAAACUUUUCACUUUUAAAAUAUUUUAUCUAAAACUUUUGAUGAUUUUGAUCGCCAUUGUAAGUGUGAUACUUAGGAAUAAAUGAAAAUGCUAUAUUUAUUAUAUAAAA
Diabrotica virgifera virgifera (western corn rootworm) is the source of this 2177-nucleotide messenger RNA. RefSeq lists its product as uncharacterized. The transcript is spliced from 3 exons. Lineage: Eukaryota; Metazoa; Arthropoda; Insecta; Coleoptera; Chrysomelidae. The coding region runs from base 1435 to 2055 and encodes 206 amino acids. The record is from RefSeq and is a predicted model, not a curated record.